GCACGUGACCGCGGCGUUAUAAACGGAGGCCGCGGCGCCUCACUCCCUCCCUCCUUUCCUUCCCUUCCCCACUCCCUCCUUUCCUUCCUUCCCUCCCUCCUUCCUCUCCUCCUUUCUCACUCGCCUUACUCCAUCCGCGGCGACUAACUCACUCUCUCACGCACUCUCUCUCUCUCCCCCCGCUGCGGAGACUCAUUCCCUUCUCCUCCUCCUCCGCGGCGGGUGCGGGUGCGCGGCGACUCACUCACUCCCCUCCCCCCUCCCCCAUCCAUCCGCGAGCCCCUCCCACCCGCGGCGACUCACUCCCUCCCUCUCUAUUCCUCCUCCAUCCGCGGGCAACAUGGCGUCGUGUAGUCGUGGUGAUCCGUUGCCUAAAGUGCUGUGUCCAAACCAUCCAGAUGCCAUACUGGUUGAAGAUUACCGUGCUGGGGAUAUGAUCUGCCCUGAAUGUGGACUGGUUGUAGGUGAUCGAGUUAUAGAUGUUGGCUCAGAGUGGCGAACAUUUAGCAAUGACAAAGCAACAAAAGACCCAUCUCGUGUCGGUGAUGCCCAGAAUCCACUGCUAAAUGGUGGUGAUUUGUCAACUAUGAUCGGAAAGGGAACUGGAUCAGCGAGCUUUGACGAGUUUGGGAAUGCAAAAUACCAAAAUCGCCGGACGAUGAGUAGUUCUGACCGAGCAAUGAUGAAUGCAUUUAAGGAAAUCAGCAAUAUGUCUGACAGGAUCAAUCUGCCCAGAAAUAUAGUUGAUAGGACAAAUAAUUUAUUUAAGCAGGUAUAUGAACAAAAGAGUCUAAAGGGAAGAAGCAAUGAUGCCAUUGCAUCUGCCUGUUUGUAUAUUGCCUGUAGACAAGAAGGUGUGCCACGAACAUUCAAAGAAAUUUGCGCAGUGUCCAGAAUCCCAAAGAAGGAAAUAGGCCGCUGCUUCAAGCUGAUUCUGAAAGCUUUGGAAACCAGCGUGGACCUCAUCACCACAGGAGACUUUAUGUCCCGGUUCUGUUCAAACUUGGGAUUGCCUAAACAGGUUCAAAUGGCAGCCACGCACAUCGCAAGGAAGGCCGUGGAACUGGAUUUGGUGCCUGGUAGAAGCCCAAUCUCUGUGGCUGCAGCAGCAAUUUAUAUGGCAUCGCAAGCCUCCGCAGAUAAACGGACGCAGAAAGAAAUUGGAGACAUUGCCGGGGUGGCUGACGUCACCAUCCGGCAGUCCUACAGGCUCAUCUAUCCACGUGCCGCUGACCUUUUUCCUGCUGAAUUUAAAUUUGACACUCCAGUGGACAAGCUGCCCCAGUUGUAAUCUCAGCCACUCAGCACAAAAUGUACACAGUAAUUGUUUUAAAAUUUGAAAACCAAUCGUCAUUUCCCCCCUACAUUUGAAACCAGUUAAUAUUAAUUCUAAUUUUUGAAACCUGCUUGGGUGAAUAACUCGAGAACCAAUGAGGCUAUGUAACAGCUGAGGUUUAUGCUCUCCAAAUACAGCACAUACAUUCCCAGGCUGAAUUUCAAGACUGUUUCUACUUGCUAGAUAAUUUGUAUAUUUGCAAGUUAGGAAUUUCUACUUCAUAGAUCAUUACUUUGUAUAUAAUGUGCAAAAUGAGGAUUUUGUGCUGUCAACAGCUACUAACAGAUUGGCUCAUUGGCAGAAAUCUUUGGUCGAACUCCUAACUUGUAAUUUGUCAUAUCUAUAUUCAGGUCGGUUAGAUCCGUGUCUUCAAUAAAUGGACAUUUUCCUUUUGUUUUAAAAUCUACAUGGACUUCUUGAACUUUACAUUUGGUAUUUAUUGUUGAGGAUUGGUUGCUAAGCUUAAAAAAAAAAAGAUUGCACUUAACAUCAGCUUAGUUUCAAGUUUUGGGAAAAAACCUGUAGCCUGUUUAGUUUAACCUAUGUAUUGAACUGCAUUUGAUUUCUGUUUUGUUGCGAGAUUCUAACUGCAAGGAAACUUGCACUGAAGUAAGUGUGCAGUAUUUGUGUCCAUGAGACCAUAAAUCGAUUAUUUUUGAAGGGGAGAUUUGUCAUGUAUUGGUUUUACUGAAAAAAAUAUGGUGUAUUUGUAUAGAAAGUAAUCAAAUGGUUAAUAUUGAGGGAUCAAUUUCCAAAGCAGCAGCUCCAUUUUACAUCAGUGUUAUAUGAAAGGUAUACAUAUUGCUCAAAGUUCCUUUAAACCAACUUAAUUUGACCAUUAAAGUAGGAGUUAAUGAAAUCUAGAUGGCUUUUUGCGAAUGUACAGAGAAAUGAAUUAAAAAAAAACAAAUCUAACUUUGUUUCAUAAAACUA
This is a messenger RNA of Amblyraja radiata (thorny skate), 2269 nucleotides long. RefSeq names its product general transcription factor IIB (gene gtf2b). The transcript is spliced from 7 exons. Gene Ontology annotation, biological process: transcriptional start site selection at RNA polymerase II promoter; protein acetylation; transcription initiation at RNA polymerase II promoter. The record is from RefSeq and is a predicted model, not a curated record. NCBI's taxonomy places the organism in Eukaryota, Metazoa, Chordata, Chondrichthyes, Rajiformes, Rajidae. Gene Ontology annotation, cellular component: nucleus; transcription preinitiation complex. Bases 341 to 1291 code for a protein of 316 amino acids. Gene Ontology annotation, molecular function: RNA polymerase II general transcription initiation factor activity; TBP-class protein binding; acetyltransferase activity.